Messenger RNA from Ectocarpus sp. CCAP 1310/34, 375 nucleotides. The record is from the annotation of a GenBank genome assembly. NCBI's taxonomy places the organism in Eukaryota, Phaeophyceae, Ectocarpales, Ectocarpaceae.
AUGGAGCCCCGGGUGACGUGGGGUUGGUUACUACAAGUAGCAGCCGGGAUGGUACCGUUGCCCAGUAUGGCAAGCCUCGAUCCACGUUCGGAAUGUCCUGGAGCAAUGGAGACGUCUCGAAAAGUGACUAUCUACAAGGGCGAGGUUGUUCUGGAGACCUUCAGUACCCGAGCUUGUCUUCGAACUCUACGGCGAACGCUUCGACGACACCCAAACGAUGGAGAUAUCGAGGCACCAGCAGGCGGGAACGCGCGAAACAUGAGCUUACGAGAGGACAGCAACCCGGGCCGGACGCCACCGGUGACAGGCAUAACAGCAAGCGCCAGCGAUGGUGGGAAAGGAAAAGGCAAGGCAGAUCGCGACCCUCGAAAGUAA